CUACAGGGGGCGCUAAAACUCUUGCACGCAGAAGUUGUUGAUGUGGUGAAGGAGUUACCACAGCAAAUAGAAGGGCAUUAACUGUUGCAGAAGAAAGGAGAAUGGAUGUACUUGUAAGCCUAAAGCAUGAUGGGAGGCUGAGUGAUUAUCUAUAUAAGGCCUAUGCCUCCAAGCAUUUGUGUGAUGUGGAGGUAGUGACAUCAGACCAGUCCACCUUUUAUACACACAGACUUGUUCUGUCAACGUUCUCCGAUUUCUUCCAGAGGAAAAUCAAGGGACGACAAGAUUCUUACAAUAUGGUCAUAUCAAUAGAUGUGGAUUCAGCUGUGUUUAAAGUGCUGAUGGAAUUCAUGUACACUGGUCAGUUAUGUGUCACUCCACCUGAACGAAUUUCUCUCUACCAUGCUUCAGUGAUUUUAGAGAUGGACACUGCACAAGAACUUUUACAACAAGCCUACAUAUCCAGUGAAUGGCCUGGGAUAAUGAAUUCCAAGAUCUCUAAGAGCUCAUCUGAAUCAGAUCAAAAUGUCAAAGUUGGACAAGAUUCCGAGGUCAAAGAGACCAAUAUUCUGUUAGAAGAUAAUACGUCAAAAGGCACAGAGAAAAGUUUAACUAGAAGUAAAUUGUCUGAUUUACAUUUAAAGAAAAAGAAAAGGGGUAGAAAGAAAAAAGAAAUUAAGGUUGAAGAAGAUGCUGUCCAGCAAGUGAAGGUAACAGAAUCAGAUAGUAGAGGAGAUCUGGAGUUAACAGAUAAUCAAAUGGUUACCAGAAACAGAGGAAAAAGGAGGCCAGUGGUGGACAAAAAACCCAAAGUACGAAAUGUGAAGGAAAGUUCAAAGGAAACAGGAAGGAAAGAAACCAAGAAAAAGAAGAAAAAGGAAAAUGUCACCAAAGUUGCAGCUAAAAAGAUUAUCAAAAUCUGGGUUCCCAACGGUGCUAAAAUUAAAUGUGAGACCUGUGGAAAAACACUUACUUCUUAUACUGCACUUAAGAGACACAUGGUCAUUCAGCACAAGGAGAUACCACUCAGAUACACCCAGAGCAAGGCAUUAUUAAGCAACAUCACAAAGAGUUCAGGAGCCAUGCGUUAUUGUACAUUAACUGACAACUCUAAAAAGUACAUGUGCACUCUUUGCUCCUGUAGCUUUCAGUAUUAUAGCCUGUUUUAUAGACAUACUCAGGAAAACCAUAUGCAGGUCAAUCAGGGGGACAAACAAGGGGUGUAUUAUAGAAUAGCCAAACAUGUCCAGAAUAUGAAAUCCAUAUUUAGUUUAAAAAAGAAAAACAAGGGGAAAACAACAAAAAGAAACAGGAGAAAGGUAUCCAGUAAAGUGUAUGAAAAGUGCUGCUUUUGCCACUCUGUUCUUUCUAAAGGGAGAAUAUAUGCCAGCCACCUUAUCAAGAAACAUUAUUUGAGUUUUGAAAAAGCUAAAGAAUUAACAGGGUACCCUAAGUAUCGCCUGCAACAGAAGUGGGAAUGUCCAGAUUGUAACCUGACAUUUGUUGGAAAUAAGGCCCUGAAAAGUCAUUUUGAGGGAGUGCACCAGUUGGAUGAUAUGAAGUAUCCAUGUCCAGAGUGUGAUAGUUCUUAUUCCUCUUUAGGUACAAUUAAAUCACAUUUACGCUGGGUACACAAGAGGACUGCAGCUGAAGUACGGGAGGCUUUAAAGAACUCAGUCACCUGUGAAGUGGAGGGAUGUAACUACUCCACAGGAAACAUGGUGACCAUGAAGCUUCAUGUUGUCAAAGAACACCCAGAAGUAGAGUACAAGUGUACCGAGUGUAAUUUCACCUUUCAUGUGAAGAAGACGCUGAAUCGGCACAUGAUUGUUAAGCAUCUCUGUCGUUCUGAACACCUCAAGAAACAGUGUGACACAUGUGGAAGGAGAUUCAGCAAAAACUCUCAACUUCAUGUUCAUCAGUUUCUCAAGCAUGGCAUAUACCAUGAUGAAAUGAAGUUGUACCGUUGUGAACACAAUGGCUGUAAUAAGGUAUGCAUGUCAAGCUCAAGCCUGAAGUCCCACAUGAGGCGCCAUUCCUCAGACAAAAACUAUGAAUGUCCUUAUUGCUCUCUCAAGCUCAAGACAGAGGUCACCCUGAAGAAGCACAUCAACAAGAUGCACCUGGGGAUUCGGCCUCACUUAUGUCAGGUGUGUGGUCAGAGGUUUGGGGAGGAUUCGGAGUUACAGUCCCACAUCAAGAACCGACACUCUACCGAUAAAGAGUUCCAGUGUGAGCACUGUCCCUAUGCUACAGCCAACAAAGCUACAUUUUACACACACUUGUUCAUGGUCCACAAAGUCAAAGCAAAAGAAGACACCAGGAAGGAGUUUCAAUGUCCUCAUUGUGAGUUCACAACCCUACUGGGCCACAGAUUCAAAACCCAUCUUAAUGGACACAAAAAUAUCCGGGAGUACUCUUGUAACAUGUGUGAUAAAAAAUUCAUUUCCAGUUCAACUUUGAGGGCUCACAAACAAUGGACUCAUUCAGAGAAAAAAUAUGACUGUCCACAUUGUGGAUAUCAGACCAAAACCUCUCAGAAGCUGAACGAACACAUUAGAAUUCAGCAUCAGCUGAAAGGAUUCAAACCUUACAGGUGCCCUUAUUGUACAUUCACUUGUGCAACUGGUGGUAAUACACGCAAACAUAUCAAACAGAAGCAUAAGGAUUUGGAGGUGCGUUACAUCAGAGAUGACAGUCUGCUGGAGGCGGCACGGCUUGCCAGGAAAUCCGGAAACACAAUGUCUCUUAAUUACAUCUCAGUUCAGGAGGAUGUGAUUCCAGAUACACAGCCGGGAUUCGAGCUGCAGGAAUUUCAGUUGCCACCACAACAAGAACCCAGUCACCAUGGAAACCACCAAAUUCAGCUUACUGCAACACCAGCUGUGGUUGAGGUCAGCAAUCUUCAUACACUGACUAAUGUGGCAGUCCAUUCUGACCCAAUUAUUGACCCAAAUCAUCAUGUUCACCCCAGUAAUCUUGUGCCUCAGGAAGUCAUGGUCACUCAUGAAAACAUUGUAGUAAAUAACCAUGGAAACAUAGUUACUCUUGGUAAUGUCCAUCAGCUGACUGAAGAUAGUGUAGGGUACUCGGCCGCCAUUGUGAAUGCCAUAAAUCAGUCUAUGCAACACUUAUAGAAGUAUAUGUUAUGUCAAGGCAUUAUGACAUGUGUGUUUGCAUCUUAGAAACUGAAUGAGUUUUCAGCAAGCAUUUAUAUCAUUAGUGCCCCCCCCCCCCAAUAUGCACACACACAAAAUGUACAUGUAUCCAUCAUCAACUGCAUGUUCUAGUAAUGACUUACAUAUAUCAAUUAAGUUUCAAAGUUCAAUAAUAAUACAUGUAUACAAAUCUAUUAAAAGCACAAAAGAAAGGAUUUUUUUUAAUUUAUGUUGGAUUGUUUGUUUGGUUGUUGUUUUUUAAAAGCAUAUUGGAAUGUACCUGCACAUUCAUGUACAGUGUAUGCAUUGACAAUUUCAGAAAUGGAAUUUGAAUUUUUAAAUUAUUAGCAAAUACUGUAUUUUGCAAAACCUUUUACUAUAUUUUUAUCUACCAUGCUGAUUUUGAUGUAAACACAGUGUUGCUCUGAAUUGUUAUGAAUGAAAUAAAUCCAUAUAACCUUUA
Molecule: messenger RNA, 3621 nt
Organism: Saccostrea echinata
Lineage: Eukaryota; Metazoa; Mollusca; Bivalvia; Ostreida; Ostreidae
Product: zinc finger protein 99-like
Exons: 6
Coding region: 102-3137 (1011 amino acids)
Molecular function (GO): protein binding
Source: RefSeq, a predicted model, not a curated record